AUGAAUCGACGAAAGGUUGCAAUCAACUGGCUGAACUUUCAUCUUCUGAAUAUCUUUGGCUUUGGCUUUGGCUUACGUGCGCGCGUCACCAUCGAAGAUGAUAGAGACGUCGUCAGGCCCAAGUUCGCCAAGACCACAAGUCCAAGACCACAAGUCCAAGACCACAAGUCCAAGAACAAGACCAAUACCAAGAUCACCACAAGACCAAGACGACAAGUCCAAAACCACUUGACCAAGGCCACAAAACCAAGGCCACAAGACCAAGACCACAAGGCCAAGACCACAAGACGAAGACCACAAAGCCAACACCAUAAGGCCAAGACCACAAGGCCAAAACCACAAGGCCAAGAACACAAGGCCAAGACUACAAGACCAAGACUACAAGGCCAAGACCACAAGGCCAAGACUACAAGACCAAGACCACAAGGCCAAGACCACAAGAGCAAGACCACAAGGCCAAGACCACAAGCACUAGAUCACAAGACCAAGACCACAAGGCCAAGACCACAAGACCAAGACCAAGGCCACAAGACCAAGACCACAAGGCCAAGACUACAAGGCCAAGACCACAAGGCCAAAACCACAAGGCCCAGACCACAAGGCCAAGAUUACAAGGCCCAGACCACAAGACCAAGACCAAGGCCACCAGAUCAAGACCAAGGCCACAAGACCAAGAUCCCAAGACCAAAACCACAAGGCCAAUACCACAAGGCAAAACCACAAGGACAAGACCACAAGGUCAACACAACAAGACCACGACCACAAGGCCAAGAACAAGACCAAGACCACAAGGCAAAGACAACAAGGCCAAGACCACAAGCACUAGAUCACAAGACCAAGACCACAAGGCCAAGACCACAAGACCAAGACCAAGGCCAUAAGACCAAGACCACAAGGCCAAGACCACAAGGCCAAGACCACAAGGCCAAGACCACAAGGCCCAGACCACAAGGCCAAGACUACAAGGCCCAGACCACAAGGCCAAGACUACAAGACCAAGACCACAAGGCCAAGACCACAAGGCCAAGACCACAAGAGCAAGACCACAAGGCCAAGACAACAAGGUCAAGACCACAAGCACUAGAUCACAAGACCAAGACCACAAGGCCAAGACCACAAGACCAAGACCAAGGCCACCAGAUCAAGACCAAGGCCACAAGACCAAGAUCCCAAGACCAAGACCACAAGGCCAAUACCACAAGGCAAAACCACAAGCCCAAGACCACAAGGUCAACACAACAAGACCACGACCACAAGGCCAAGAACAAGACCAAGGCCACAAGACCAAGACCACAAGGCCAAAACCACAAGGCCAAGACCACAAGCCCAAAACCACAAGGUCAAGACCACAAGGCCAAGACUACAAGAUCAAGACUACAAGGCCAAGACCACAAGAGCAAGACCACAAGGCCAAGACUACAAGACCAAGACCACAAGGCCAAGACCACAAGAGCAAGACCACAAGGCCAAGACAACAAGGCCAAGACCACAAGCACUAGAUCACAAGACCAAGACCACAAGGCCAAGACGACAAGACCAAGACCAAGGCCACAAGACCAAGACCACAAGGCCAAGACCACAAGGCCAAGACCACAAGGCCCAGACCACAAGGUCAAGACAACAAGGCCAAAACCACAAGGCCAAGAACAAGACCAAGACCAAGGCCACAAGACCAAUACCACAAGCCCAAGACUACAAGGCCACAAAACCAAGAUCACAAGACCAAGACCACAAGGCCAAGACAACAAGGUCAUGACCAUAAGAGCAAGACCACAAGACCACGACCACAAGACCAAAACCAAGACCACAAGACCAAAACCAAGGCCACAAGCCCAAGACUACAAGGGCAAGACCACAAGGCCAAGACUAAGACCAAACCCAAGGCCAUAA
Molecule: messenger RNA, 1890 nt
Organism: Sabethes cyaneus
Lineage: Eukaryota; Metazoa; Arthropoda; Insecta; Diptera; Culicidae
Product: triadin-like
Exons: 2
Coding region: 1-1890 (629 amino acids)
Source: RefSeq, a predicted model, not a curated record